Punica granatum (pomegranate) is the source of this 1056-nucleotide messenger RNA. The record is from RefSeq and is a predicted model, not a curated record. Lineage: Eukaryota; Viridiplantae; Streptophyta; Magnoliopsida; Myrtales; Lythraceae.
CUCAAUAUCUUCCUACCUUAAUCCUUCUGCCAUAGCUAUAGCAUUCAUUUCAUUCUGUUUAUCAAAGAGAGGGAGAGUCGAAAUGGGGAGAGAGGUGGUGGAGAGAGCGGAGUCCGACAUGGAGAGCUGGGGAGCUCCUGGGGCAGUGGCGGCGGAGGAGGAGUUUCCUCUGCUGUCGUUGAAUCACGUGUCAUACUCAUGCAGGUCGGUGAAGGAGUCCAUGAGGUUCUACCAGGACGUGCUCGGCUUCGUCCUCAUCAAACGUCCUUCCUCCUUCUCCUUCGAAGGCGCCUGGCUGUUCAACCAUGGAAUAGGGAUUCACUUGAUAGAGUCAGAUAACUUGCCACCCAAGAAAGACGCUAUCAACCCAAAGGACUGCCACAUUUCUUUCCAGUGUUCCAACAUGGACGUUCUGAUGCAGAGAUUGGGGGAGAUGAACAUCGAGUACGUGACAGCCGUGGUGAAGGAUGGCGGCAUCACCGUUGAUCAGGUCUUCUUCCACGAUCCCGAUGGACAUAUGAUCGAGAUCUGCAACUGCCAGAACAUCCCUAUCCUCCCUCUUUCCUCUUCAUGCCCUGUCAGGCUCCCCAAGACUAUCGAGUUUGCUUCCCCUCUCUCCCACCUCGGGAAUGAGAGCUUGGAGAAUCAUUCUGCUCGUGAAGCCACGGCCCAGAUGAUGGAAAACUUGUUCAAGAACAUGAUGACCAUCUUCAUCUGAGUGGUCCCAACAAGGAGAGCCAGGCAGGUUCCGGCCAUCGGAUUGAUUUAUGUAAACAGGGUUGUAAAGGCAAGAACGGGGAAGCAAAUGUUAUGGAAUUAUGAUUCAUUCUUUGGUAUUACUUUUCGGUUAUGUUUUGCUUAUGUACUGUAUUCCUGCAGUUUCUGUAGUUGUGUUUUAUCAGUCUCCCUAUUGGAAUUGUUUAAUGCGAUUCAUCUAAGUCCGCACCUGUAAAGAGUGAUCAAGCUUAAGCUUUUUACGCAUCAAUACCAGAAGACCGUAUUCAGAAUGUCUACAUUUUCCUCGAUCAAUUACAUGAACUAUUAAAUUUCGAUGAA